This is a messenger RNA of Phyllopteryx taeniolatus (common seadragon), 1939 nucleotides long. It is a transcript of the gene trmt5, whose product is annotated as tRNA methyltransferase 5. The record is from RefSeq and is a predicted model, not a curated record. The transcript is spliced from 5 exons. Lineage: Eukaryota; Metazoa; Chordata; Actinopteri; Syngnathiformes; Syngnathidae. Gene Ontology annotation, cellular component: mitochondrial matrix; cytoplasm. The coding region runs from base 78 to 1508 and encodes 476 amino acids. Gene Ontology annotation, biological process: mitochondrial tRNA methylation; tRNA N1-guanine methylation.
UUCCUACCAAUCACACGAGAGCACCGGUCCCCCACGAAUGACGUAAUGGCGGAAGCAUGCCUGGUUGUCACUGAAGGAUGUUGAGGUUUGUCUCAACAGGCUCCUCGGGAGUCUUUUCAUCUGUACGAGUACGAAACAACGCGAACGUUGCCGCUGGACUCCGAAAACUCACCUAUGCAAACUACCCCUGUACUAACUUUGCACUGAAGACCCAAAUGGAGUCCAAACUGUAUCGGGCGCCCCCACAAGUCCGCGGAAUGACGUCUCUUGACAAAGAGGCCUUUGCGCAGACCAUCACUGUCCCAGCUCUACGGGUGCCCACGCGGUUCCUCAACAAAGUGAUGAAGAGCCUGAGAAAGUCCACCAUCCAGCGCCCGGGGGUGCCCAGAGUGGUGCAGGACAAAGAGGAGAGUCCUGACUUUAGGCUGGUUCUGUUAGACCCUCACAGAGUGUCCUCGUCGGGUUCCUUUAGUGAGGCUGAAGCGGAAGCGCUGAGGUCAUUCGACGUCUCUCCGGAGCUGCGGCACUAUGAGCUGAGAUUGACCUACGACAACCUGAAAAGUGAGGAGGUGCUGGAGGCCGUGCUGCCUCAGGGGCAGGACGUGACAUCUGCGUUCAGCCGAGUGGGACACAUCGCACACAUGAACCUCAGGGACCACCAGCUCCCAUACAGGAACCUCAUCGGUAGAGUGAUCAUGGACAAGAACCCCGGUGUCACGUGUGUGGUCAAUAAGACAAAUAUCAUCGAUUCAACGUAUCGCAACUUCAAGAUGGAGGUGCUGGGUGGAGACGAGAACAUGGUUGCCAAAGUGAAAGAAAACGGGGUGACGUACGAGUUUGACUUCUCUCGCGUGUACUGGAAUCCGAGGCUGAGCACGGAACACCAGCGCGUGGUGGAGCUCGUCAAGCGCGGCGACACAGUGUUUGACGUGUUCGCAGGCGUGGGACCCUUUGCCAUCCCGGCGGCCCGCUUGGGCGCCGCCGUGUUUGCCAACGACCUCAACCCGGAGUCCUACAGGUGGCUGCAACACAACAGCAGAGUGAACAAGGUGGAAGGCAGAGUCAAAACUUUCAACCUGGAUGGCCGAGCGUUCGUCCGAGGACCGCUCAAGCAAGAACUUCCCGGACUGUUUAAAGGAAAAGGCGGCACGCAUGUGGUCAUGAACCUGCCUGCUUUGGCUCUGGAGUUCCUGGAUGCCUUCAGAGGCCUUCUGCAUCAGGAGGCUCCCUGCGACGACAACCUCCCCGCAGUACAUUGCUACGGCUUCUCGAAAGACGACAACCCAGAGAGGGACAUGACGGAGAGGGCGUCUCUCGCCCUGGGCUUCCCGUUGGAGGACCGCUGCGCCGUACAUUUUGUCCGCAACGUGGCGCCCAACAAAGAUAUGAUGUGUGUGAGCUUCACCCUCCCUAAAGAAGUCCUCUUUAGCCAGCAUGAAGAACAGACGGAAUCUUCAGAGGAACCAACCCCGAAGCGGCAGAAGUGUGAAACAGCAGAUUCAUCAUGAAAGUGAAUUAAAUCACAACUUGAGGAAAUAUUUUAUUUAAAAAAAAAAAAAAAAUUCUUUGUUUUGGUUAUACACUCACCAGACACUUCAUUCGGUAUACCUGCACAAUGAAAUGAGAUCUAAGAGAAUUUGUAUCCAAAAUUCUGAGAGGGAUUACUUGGGAAAAUAUUUCAUUAUCAUAGUUGGCAGUCGUGUAGUAUGGUGGUACCACACUGCGUUGUAAUAUUGUGGGUUUAUUAUUAAUUUACUGCCUCUUUUAAAGUGUCAAUCCAAGUUGAGUAGUCUUUUAGAAUUUUGCAUACACCUCUUCCGUUGGAGCCCAUUUGCUUUUUGAGAAUGCUCAACUAUAAAAGUUGAAACAAGCUUUAUGUUUUUAGAAUCCAGAGCUUCCUUGAAGAUUUUUCCUUUUUAAAUAAAUUGCUUUAAUGACA